Bursaphelenchus okinawaensis is the source of this 1268-nucleotide messenger RNA. Lineage: Eukaryota; Metazoa; Nematoda; Chromadorea; Rhabditida; Aphelenchoididae. The record is from the annotation of a GenBank genome assembly.
AUGCUGUCGGUUGAGGAUAUCUGUCGCGUUUGUGGAGAUAGAGCUAGCGGUGAGUAAAAUAACAGGAAAUCUUGAUUUUUCUUAAGGACGACACUACGGAGUGAGAAGUUGUGAUGGUUGUCGAGGGUUCUUCAAACGGUCAAUUAGACGAAAUUUGCGAUAUGAAUGUAAGGAGAAAGGGCAUUGUGUUGUUGAUGUGGCUCGUCGUAAUCAGUGUCAAGCAUGCAGAUUCAAGAAGUGCAUUGCAGUUUGCAUGAACAGAAAUGGUAAGUCAUCCGUCGAUGGCUCAACUCCAUUUAUGCAAAAUCUUCUCACAGGGCUGGGUGUCACUUUAGACGACUUCAUGAAAUUUUAAUUGCGUUUUUGUUCAUGCCCUUUUCAGCGGUUCAAAACGAGCGUAGCGUUUUCCCAAGAUCUCACCGGUCGGGAAUAUUUGGAUCGAGCCACAGUACUUUAGAAUGCAGGUAAAUAAACGAAAACGAAUAUAAUAUUCUAGGAGCCCUUACUCGAUGGUAGUAACGCGAUCGUUGUUGAGCUUACAACCAAAAGAAAACAAGGGUAUGUUAAGAGCCUAUGAUAUUAAGUUUUAUCUCAGCUACCAAGUUCAACGUUACAAGCCUAACAGAGACAAAAUCUGAUAAUACUAAUAACUGGGAACCAUUCCUUACAUCGCUUUUCUCAUGGUUACUGAGGUUCCAACCACUUCAACAGCUAUCUUUGCACGACAGAAGGCUGAUAUUACAAAAGAGCUGGCAUUCUGUCUUCCUAUUUCACUCAGCUUGUCAGUUUGCAGACUUCAUAACAAAAGGUGUGUUUGAAGGUAGUAAAGAUAACUGAAAAUUGUAGAAAACUUUGAUGAAAAGAUCAAUUAUGUUACUUCAACAUUAAGCACAUUAAAAUUGAACCCGAUAGAACAAUGGACGUUGAGCUGUGUACUAAUGUUAAGAGCUGGUAAGACGUUAAUAUAUCUCCAUUGACUCAAUGUGUUCUUAAUCUAUCUAAACUACAUGUCAAAUAAUAUUUCAGAUAUUUCUGGAUUGGAAGACACCGAAAAAGUAAAACAUCUACAAGAACAGAACCUUCUGGCGUUCGCCGAGACCGUGUUCAACUCAAAAGGAGCCAACUCCAUUAAUCAGACCAAGUCGAGGUUUGCCAAGUCAUUACUGCUGACUUUCUCUAUCUCAGAAAUCGACCCCAUUCUCAUACAGACUUUAUUCUUUCCUUCACAAAAUAUUCAGCAGAUUCACGAGAUUCUGAAGACAUUCUGA